AUGAGAACAUCAAAGGGUUGCGCAAUCGUGGCCGCCCCACUCCAAGUGCUUUUCCUUUUCGUCUACGCCACUCGAGCAGGUGAGGGGUUAAUAAAAAUCGAAUCGUAAUUUAAUGAGCUGUUUUGCCAAGGUUAAUCCGGGAUCAAAAACCAAGAUUUUUUUCCUCAUUUAUGAUAGUAAAAAAAAAAACAAAAAUCAAAAAAAUACUUGUGGUAGUCAUGCUAUCGACUAUGCCUGAAUACUCUUCAGUGGACUAAAAUUUAUGAGCAUCCUGAAGUCGCUGAAAUUUCCUUUCGCAAUCAAUUAAUUCUCAAGUGCCGAACUACAAAAGGAAAAGUCAAGUUAGGCCUUUUCCUGAAUGGCUUGGUCAUUAAUUGCGCGAAAUUUGAUGCUUUUUGGCAUUUAGGGAGUUGUUGUGAGCCGAGAUUGCAACGAGCCCCUCGGGGAAUAAUUAUUAAAGAACUGGGGACAUAAAAAAUCGAGAUAAAACUAAAAAAUCAAGAAUAAUGAAGUUAAAAAAUAAAAAAUUUUUGAGUGCUACCCUUGGAUUUUCUUUAAAUUUUUUACACGCAUUGUGACUAGUCUACAUGUCAAUUCCUAAAAAUUUUACGUCGCUCUUUUGAAAGGUCAAUCAAGACAUUGAAAAUUUUUGUCGGCGAGAGAGUAGAGAAAAAGCGGAGAGCGGCCAGAGCAAAAAGUAUUUUUCGGCGGUAUCUUUGACAAUUUCGCUUGGAAAAUAAUAAUUUUUUGUGGAAAUAUUUAACACGGCAGCAGAAAUAGAAUGUCAUUUUUCUAACCUUCAAUAAGCCAAAAAUUUAUCCAAUUUUUGCCAACAUCCGAUCAAAAAAUCUCGGUUAUUUCUGCAAAACGCACGCCAAAAAUUUUAUAAAGAUUUAAAAAUAAAUUAAAUCUAAAUUUUCCACAAUUUUUUUUUUAUCAAAAUGCCAAAAAAUUAUUCUCCAAUUUCCAGAAGACACAUAUCACAUCACAAACAGUCGUUUGCCGCAUGGGAUUCCCUUCGAUUCGUGGAUAAAUCAGACUCAAAUCACUGCCGAGGCGAAUUGCACGCAAUGCAGUCCGCCGAUUUUUUUGAACCACACGAGUUAUGCGGAGGGAGAGGUGAUGUUGUUCAAGAAUAAGAGGAGUCGGCACAGAGCCAUCCCGAUCAUGGGACCGCUGAGUAAGGGGAAUUCCAAAUUCAACGACGCCCUCACUUUCAAGGAGUGGCUGAAACGGGUAUAUUCGGAGGAGAAGGGUGAGUUUUUUUUUGUCAAGAUUACUAUUGCAUAUACUUUUUCAAAAAAUUUUUUUUUUAAAAAUACGACGAAUUAAGUCAUCAUGUUGUCAAAUAUGCCAUAGAAGGCCCCGGUAACUAUAUUUUUUAUAGUGUUCCGGCCCUAUUUUACCUCAAUAUGACCUUGUAAAAAUCCAAAUCCGAAAAUAUCCAGGGGAUUUUGCGGAAGAUCCGUUAAUUUCGCCGGGAUCAAAGGUUACCGCUCGAAAUUAAUAUUCAUAGAGGUGUAAACAAACCUUCGAAAUAGCAAAGCGAUUUUUGAAUGGAUGUAGAAUUAAAACAUAGUCUUAUGAAAUCAAAAAAAAAAUACAAAUGUAAUAUCCAAUGAAAUUUUCAGCGGUCAAAGUGAGCGUUCGAACGACGGAUGUGGUUCGCCCGGUGAUGUUGCACUUGCAUGCCUCUAGAGAUCGAUUCCGAGCUCCGAUAAUCAUCCAUGCUGACGUUUUUGAUAGCCCUAAUAGUGCUGAGGUAAGCCAAGCCGUCUUUUUUUAUAUUGGACUACUCAAAAACUCGGCACAACGAAUCACAAAAAAAUCAAAAAAAAACUUUUGUUAUAACAAGUUUUUGUUGUAUGAAGGUUUAUUUUGACUUGAAAAGACUCCUGUGACCAUUGAACUUGUUCGUUAUAGAAGGGUUUUGUUGUACAGAGGCUUUUCUGCAAUUUUAUUACCAUCAAAAAAAUUUUUUUUUAGAAAGCCGUCGACGCCAGUGUAUUUAUCGACAGUGCGCGAAAAUUAUUGCCCGAGGCGAUAAUCUCCAUUGGCUGGACACCAACCGGAGAUUAUAGUGCAAUCAAUAAAUUGGAUUGGAGACAAGUCUUCCGGCUCGUGGAGCUGGUCUACAAUUUGGAGCAACCGCUGAUUUUGAAUAUGAAACUUAAUGAUGUAAGUGGAUUUACGCAUACAGUUGUAAAAAACGUACAUCCGGGAGGUAUCAAAACUGUGGCAAAAUACCUCCCUCUCCAAGUGAAAAAACUCCGAUUUCAAAAGCGCGCCCUUCAAAUCGGAGUUUUUUCACUUGGAGAGGGAAGCAUUUUGCCAUAUUUUUGAUACUUCCCGGAUGUAAAAUGUUACGUUUUUUGCCAUUGGAUCAGGUCCGCCACUGUAUAUCCUUCCCUAAAAGACAUAACCCUGUAUUUUUAGAGCCCUUUUAAACAUAUUUUACUCCAACUUUUUCCAGGCAAUCCACUCCGCAAAACAAUUGGAAUGGCUCCUCGGCGCGAGCCGCCCUCAAAUCUACCUCGUGAUCAAAGGAGAAGUCACUGAUUUUGUCGACAAAUGGGAGCCUCUCGAACACCUGACCGCCCUCGCGUCGGGCCGGAAACUUCUUUUCGACGUGGACGACACUUGGCGCACACGACUUGGGCAUGUUCUGCCGAAUCGGAAAGAAAAACGCGACUUGGACUCGGAUCAGUGGAAUAAUUUGGUGUUCCCCUCGCCGUUCUCGAUGCUCUCCACUUCCAUUGUAUCAAAUAAUGGAGUCGCAUUCCUGGGAUGGCCAAAUAGUCUGGCCAUAUCGAACAAAAGGAUCCAUCAAUCGCCUUUCAGGCAGAGUGUUAGUGGAAAGGUAAGGGGAAGAUAAAAUAAUGCUCAUUUUAUCAAGAGCGACAUUCCAUUUUGCUUUUUUGUUCUAAAAUUGGCAUAAAUUUAGAUUAGAACUCGCUGCAACAUAUUCCGAAUUCUUAGCUCGCGCUUUGCAGGAACCACCGAGAUUUUUAGAUCAAAAAUUGUCAAAAAUAAACUCUUUAUUACAUUACAGUGAGGGACCUGAUCCAGUGGUAAAAAGCGUACCAUUUUGCACCCGGGAAGUAUAAAAAACGUGGCAAAAUGCCUCCCUCCCCAAGUGAAAAAAACUCCGUUUUGAAGAGCGCGCCCUUUGCCUUAAAAAAAGAGCUUUUGAAAUCGGAGUUUUUUUCACUUGGAGAUGGUAUUUUGCUACAUUUUUUUGAUACUUCCAGGAUGCAAAAUGGUAAGUUUCUUGCCACUGGAUCAGGUCCGCCACUGUAAUGUAAUAAAGAGUUAAUUUUUGACAAUUUUUGGUCUAAAAAUCUCGGCGAUUCCAGCAAAGCGCGACAUUGUAGUAUUAGCGACUAUAAAACUGAAAACCGCGAUCUUUCUCUGCAAAGCCCGUGCUAGAAAUCACUCUCUAGCAUCUCCUUAGAAUGCUCUAAUAACCUCUCUACUUCCAGGUCCUUUUCCUCGAAAAACGACAAACCCGCGCCAUUUCUCCCGCCCGGAAGUCCGGGAUGACUCUGGACUUCUUUGAGACCGAGCCACAUCGUCUUCUCGGUCCGGAAAUCCCCCGUUCCAUUCGAGUAUUCAUCGGGUACGACGGCAAGGUCUCCAUCGAGAACCGUGAGAUCAAACGGAGGAAACGAGUGCUGCAUGGGUACCGGGAGAGUGCCGUGAGCCGGCUGCCGAAGAGCCCGUGUUACGGGUUCAAAGCGCUGGAUCGGAAUUUCCGCGUCGAGUUGGAAGUCUUUACGAUCGACUGCCGAGAGGACGUGGAGGAGGGCGAGGACUUUGAGAACAGGGUGUUCAAGGAGUAUCGGACAUUUAUUUCGUUGGAAGCGCCACCGUUACGAUCUCGAAGAGCUCGUUACGUGGCUGUGGGGAAAAGUGGCGACGGAGCUAUCGACUUUUUGGUGCAAGAGCUUCGUCACAGCAGCUCGUCGAUAUUGCAAACGCCCAUGGCUUGGAUUACAUUGUUAUUUGUGUAUUUAUCGGUUCGGUUAUUGGCUUGA
This is a messenger RNA of Bursaphelenchus xylophilus (pine wood nematode), 4037 nucleotides long. The record is from the annotation of a GenBank genome assembly. NCBI's taxonomy places the organism in Eukaryota, Metazoa, Nematoda, Chromadorea, Rhabditida, Aphelenchoididae.